AUGGAAUCAGUAGGGCAAAUAGAAAAUAAUAAUGAAAGCUACACAAAAAGUUGUUAUGAAGUAAGCUCAAUGAAGAUGAAUUUCUCAAAUAUUUCAAAGUUUGUAAGGCCAUCAGAAAAGUCUAAUUUUAGUAGUGAGAAAGUUUUAUGUAUGCAUGGAGUAAAUUUUAGCAAUAUUAAUAGUUAUAAGAUUAAUAUGAAUAAAUUACAAGUAAUGGAGAAAAUUAAAACAAAAAUUUCAGUUGUGGGUUUAGAUUUCAAAAUUCUUGACGAGCUGCAUAAGUUUUCUUUUCCUAUCCAACAACUUCUUGCUGAUGAAGUUUGCGCUGUGGAAAAAAGAAUUGAAAAUGAUAAAGCUGCACCAGGAUUAACAUCUCUUGACAGUUAUUGUUGGUUUCAUCUUCAAAAGAACUCAAGAUGUUUAUUAGAAAAUCGAAGAAAAGAUGAUGAUAAGCAAAUGGGUACAUUUAUCAGGGACUUAAAGUUCUGUUUAGAGCCUAUUUUAGACAAUGCGAAUAAGUGUAAUUAG
This is a messenger RNA of Cetraspora pellucida, 528 nucleotides long. Lineage: Eukaryota; Fungi; Glomeromycota; Glomeromycetes; Diversisporales; Gigasporaceae. The record is from the annotation of a GenBank genome assembly.